CAGCCAGUCACUGAGACCACCUGGAACGUACCACCUGGGGCGCGCACCUGGGAGGGAGGCGCAAGCCUGGAACGUACCACCGGAGGCGCGCACUUGAAACAUACCAACGUUGCCUGCAGCUCCCCGGCGCGUGGCAGGAUCCGAGCCCAGACGCAAUGGAAAAUAAUGGAACUAAGAAUAAGAAUUCUAAGAAGAGUGUUUCACAUGAAGAGGAUAGUAGGAAUGAAGUUCAGCAGGGAGUUCAGGAAGAACUUCUCUUUCAUGAGGAAACCAUUGAUCUUGGUGGGGAUGAAUUUGAGUCUGAAGGGAAUGAGACCAUCUCAGAAGAUUCCAAUAACUUUUUAGAUAAACUUAAUGAACAUAUGAUGGAAAGUGUUGUUAUUUCAGAUUCUCCAAACAAUAGUGAAGAUGACACUGGUGAACUUGGUUGCCUGCGGGAGAUUGUAGAGCAAAUGGAAGCCAAAGAUAUUCAUGUAGCAGAGGAAGUGGAUAAAGAAGAAGCCCUGAGUCAGAGUGAAAUGGAACCAGAAGAAACACCCAAAGAUGUUUCUGACAUUGGAACAGAUGAUCAGGCAUCUUUAAAGGAGGAUUCAAUUCAAGAAGCACCAAAAAUUGGACCGAAAGUAGGAGACGAAGUUCCAAUGGCCUCAACGCCAAGUGAUAUUGAUGAAAGUAAAACCGAGGAGCAAAUAUCAUCACCGCUUGCCAGCAGAACAUCUGAUGCUGAGCCGAUCCCUGUGUGCACCAUUUUCAGUCAAGCAAGCCAUGCUAACACUCAACUACAGUUGUUCCUACACGAUGGCUUUGAGCCUCAGAUGGUAAAGUCUCCUAGUUUUAGCAGUGUAAAUGAGACUGCAGCAAAGUCUCAACCACAGGUGGUUCAACCAAGUCCUAGUCUAAGCAAGUUUUUUGGUGAUACUGUUAACACUAAUACUCUAGCUUCUGAUUUUUUUGAUUCAUUUACUACAUCCACUUUUAUUUCUGUCAGUAAUCCUAAUGCAAGCUCUUCAGUACCAGAACACAUGUCAUCUCUUUCUACAGUCGGAGAUCGUUCACAUGCCUCAGCUGACCCCAUCUAUGCAGGAGGAAACGAGAGAUCUGAAGCAGGUGGCCCCCCAGCAUCUUUAGAAAUAUCAGAGUCUCCCAAACCAUUUUCACAGAUCCAGGCUGUUUUUUCUGGAAGUGAUGACCCCUUUGCCACAGCCUUGAAUAUAAGUGAACUAGACAGAAGAAAUGAUGCCUGGCUUCCUAGUGACGAAACCAGAAAUGUUUUAAUCUCAGUAGCCACACAGCAGUACAGCACCGUGUUCAUAGACAAAGAGAACCUCGCUAUGCCUGGAUUAAAAUUUGACAAUAUCCAGGGAGAUGCAGUAAAAGACUUACUGCUCCGCUUUCUUGGGGAACAGGCUGCAGAGAAGAGACAAGUUUUAAAUGCCAACUCUGUAGAACAGUCAUUUGUAGGCUUGAAACAGCUAAUUAACAGCAAAAACUGGAGGGCAGCUGUUGACCUAUGUGGACGACUUCUUACUGCCCAUGGCCAAGGGUAUGGCAAAAAUGGACUGCCUACUAAUCAUACAACAGAUUCUUUGCAGCUGUGGUUUGUGAGACUGGCACUGUUGGUGAAGUUAAAUCUCUUCCAAAAUGCAGAAAUGGAGUUUGAACCAUUUGGAAACCUAGACCAACCUGAUCUCUACUAUGAGUAUUAUCCUCAUGUAUACCCUGGUCGAAAAGGUUCCAUGGUUCCUUUUUCCAUGCGGAUUUUACAUGCUGAACUUCCUCAAUACCUAGGAAAUCCCCAAGAGUCACUUGAUAGACUGCACAGCAUGAAAACCAUCUGCACAAAAAUCUUGGAAAACUUGGAGCAAGGUUUAGCAGAAGAUGGAAGUAUGACUAACAUUACACAAGAGAACAGACAAGCCUCUGUUCAGCUGUGGAGGUCACGUCUGGGCCGGGUGAUAUACUCCAUGGCAAACUGUCUGCUAAUGAUGAAGGACUAUGUGCUUGCUGUAGAUGCAUAUCACACUGUCAUCAAAUAUUACCCACAACAAGAGCCUCAGCUGUUGAGUGGAAUUGGAAGAAUUUUCCUUCAGAUUGGAGAUAUAAAAACUGCUGAAAAAUACUUUCAAGAUGUUGAGAAUGUUACUCAGAAGUUGAAUGGCCUACAGAAUCAAAUUAUGGUUUUAAUGAACAGAGCAUUUCUCCAUCUUGGUCAGAAUAACUUUGCAGAAGCUCACAGAUUCUUCACAGAAAUUUUAAGGAUUGACCCAUCAAAUGCUGUGGCUAAUAACAAUGCUGCUGUUUGUCUGCUUUAUCUGGGAAAAUUGAAGGAUUCCCUCCGGCAACUGGAAGGAAUGGUUCAGCAGGACCCUAAACACUACCUACAUGAGAGUGUUCUUUUCAAUUUGACAACUAUGUAUGAAUUGGAGUCAUCCCGCAGUAUGCAGAAGAAGCAGGCUCUGCUCGAGGCUGUAGCUGUCAAAGAGGGUGAUAGCUUUAACACACAGUGUCUCAAAUUAGGAUAGCUCAUUUUCAACUAUUUAGUUUUCUUUCUGAAAGGCUAAUAUUUAAAUUGUACAUACUCGUGCUAAUGUGUAAAUGUUCCUCUUACAGUUGAAAUAAAAUCUUUUAAUUGUGAA
Molecule: messenger RNA, 2636 nt
Organism: Gavialis gangeticus (Gharial)
Lineage: Eukaryota; Metazoa; Chordata; Crocodylia; Gavialidae
Gene: TRAPPC12
Product: trafficking protein particle complex 12
Exons: 12
Coding region: 156-2522 (788 amino acids)
Cellular component (GO): Golgi apparatus; TRAPP complex
Molecular function (GO): protein binding
Source: RefSeq, a predicted model, not a curated record